ACGUAUCCAUCGCGAAGCAAAUUAAAUUCGCAUAUGAAAAGUCAUUUGGAUGUUUUGGAUUGCACCAUUUGCAUGAAAACAUUUAAAAGUGUUGAGAGUCGACGUCGUCACAUGCAACUUCAUACGGCCGAUCCAAAUGUACAGCACUAUUGUACGUUGUGUAACAAAGGAUUCUCAGUGCGCCGGUACUUGAUGAGCCAUAUGCGAACAACCCAUCGAAAUCCAAAGGCAAAAGCGGAAAGACCACCCAAAACGGCGAAAAUUCUCACAUGCGAAAUAUGCCAAAAAGUAUUCGACAAACAAGGAACGCUCAAUAAGCAUAAGAAACGACACAACAAAGAACCAACACGCUAUAUGUGCGAUCAUUGCGGUGAAGAAUUUGAAAAUAGCCACAUUUUACGCAGACAUCUAUCGUCCGUUCAUAAGAUCAGUAAAAAAUAUUUCAAAUGUAAUGUGUGCCAUAAAGUCAUUCCAAAGAAGCGUGAAGAAGAGCACGGGAAAUUCCACUCGGGCGAAAGAGAUCAUCAAUGUGAAAUUUGUGGUCAGACUUUUGUGACCGAAGGAUUAUUGAAUACACACAAGAAACGACAGCACGGUGGAUCAAAAUAUGAUUGCGAUAUUUGCCCCGAAAAAUUUGAUCAACCGAAGAAACUGUUACAUCAUCGUCGAUCACACAACGAACCAAUGGAAAUCAAUUGCAGCAUUUGUAAUCUUGGAUUCUUUAAUGCCAGAUCAUUGGCUAAACACGAAGUUAAAAAACAUGGACAGAAUUUGACCAAAUUUGAAAGCGACAGCGAUAGUGAUACGCUGACAUAAAAUGCCGUUUAAUUUUUAUUGAACUACAUUGUUUUUCGGAAGAAAAAAAAAGAUUUUACUUUUCAUUCAUUUAGCGAUUUAGCCGCUUAGGAACAUAGUUUUUUAAAACAUAUAUUUUAAAUAAA
Contarinia nasturtii (swede midge) is the source of this 941-nucleotide messenger RNA. Its product is annotated as zinc finger protein 2-like. Lineage: Eukaryota; Metazoa; Arthropoda; Insecta; Diptera; Cecidomyiidae. Gene Ontology annotation, cellular component: nucleus. The record is from RefSeq and is a predicted model, not a curated record. The coding region runs from base 34 to 816 and encodes 260 amino acids. The transcript has a single exon. Gene Ontology annotation, biological process: regulation of transcription by RNA polymerase II. Gene Ontology annotation, molecular function: DNA-binding transcription factor activity, RNA polymerase II-specific; RNA polymerase II cis-regulatory region sequence-specific DNA binding.